UUCACGGCUUGCAGGAGGAGGGAGAGCCGCGCGGACAGACUCAAGAAGAUCCAUCUCUACCAAUCUUAAAAUACCCACUCCUCCUCCUCCUCCUCCCUCGUUACUGACAGCUUUGUGAUUCGGUCCAUCCGUCAGACAGGGAGGAUCUGGGGAGGAGGGCGCCAAGGCAGGAGAGGACGAAAGGCGAUCACCCCUCUGGCCGGUUUGAUCCUUUCCUCGCCGACAUUGAGCAGACCGGGGGAACUGCUCCUCCGUGGAUGAGAACGGCACAGCGGCUUUACUGGGGGAUUCUGAUCCGUGGAGCGCGCUCGAAUUAAAAUAUCCUAUUUUUAAGAUCCCUGACAAGCUGAUCCACACAGCAAAAUAAGAAGAAAGGGGGCGGAAAGGAGCGAUUUCACAAUCUCUGCACAUUAACUCCUCGACACACAGAUCCAGGUGGUGGGUGAAGAAAAGCACAGCCCAGUGCUGGAUCCCAGAGGGACUGUUAGUGUGGUAAGGACCCUUGAGACGAAGGAGGGUGCAUGGAGGGUUCAAGGCCUGUAAAACCAGGGUCAUCGGCCUGCCUCUGGUUGGGGCUGGUUUCUGUGGCUGUAGCCUUUCUUUGUUCUGAGGCCCGGUCUGAUCCAAGUCCGACGCUCAGCCCCAGCAAUGCCACCUGCAAGGGGACCUCAAAGUGCCAAAAAGGGAUCAUCCUCCCCAUCUGGUAUCCCGAGGACCCCUCCAUGGGUGACAAGAUCGCUCGGGUCAUUGUUUAUUUUGUAGCCCUGAUCUACAUGUUUCUCGGGGUGUCCAUCAUUGCUGACCGCUUCAUGGCAGCCAUUGAGGUAAUCACUUCCCAGGAGAGGGAAAUUGUCAUCAAGAGGCCCAAUGGGGAAACGACCACCACCACAAUCCGGGUGUGGAAUGAAACAGUGUCCAACCUCACCCUCAUGGCCUUGGGCUCAUCUGCCCCUGAAAUUCUGCUCUCUGUGAUUGAGGUUUGUGGACAUGAAUUCAAAUCUGGUGAGCUCGGGCCCUCCACGAUUGUAGGCAGUGCAGCCUUCAAUAUGUUUGUCAUCAUUGGCCUUUGUGUGUCUGUCAUCCCCCAAGGAGAGGUACGCAAGGUUAAGCACCUCAGGGUGUUCUUUGUGACUGCAGGUUGGAGUAUUUUUGCUUACAUCUGGCUCUACAUGAUCCUGGCUGUGUUUUCUCCCAAUGUAGUCCAGGUGUGGGAAGGCCUAGUCACACUGUCCUUCUUCCCCAUAUGCGUAAUUCUUGCCUGGGUAGCAGACAGACGGCUGCUCUUCUACAAGUUCAUGCACAAGAAGUAUCGUACCGACAAACACAGGGGUGUCAUUAUUGAGACGGAGACUGAACGUUCCAAGGGGAUUGAGAUGGACGGCAAGAUGGUCAACUCUCACUUUAUGGAUGGAAGUGCCGCCAGCAAUCUGAUAGGUUUGAUUGAGAGCAAAGAGGUAGACGAGUCCCGACGUGAUAUGAUUCGCAUCUUAAAAGAUCUGAAGCAGAAGCAUCCAGAAAAAGAGUUGGAUCAGCUGGUUGAAAUGGCCAACUAUUAUGCUCUCUCACACCAGCAAAAGAGCCGUGCCUUCUACCGUAUCCAAGCUACACGUAUGAUGACAGGCGCCGGGAAUAUUCUGAAGAAACAUGUUGCAGAACAAGCAAAGAAGAGUGCCAGUGUGCAGGAGGUCCAUGUGGAGGAGCCAGAAGAGUAUGUGUCUAGGAUUGCUUUUGAACCUGCUGCCUAUCAGUGCCUCGAGAACUGUGGUGCAGCCAUCCUGACCAUCACUAGAAAGGGUGGUGACAUCAACAAGACGAUCUACGUGGAUUAUAAGACGGAGGACGGCUCAGCUAAUGCUGGAGCCGACUAUGAGUUCACAGAGGGCACAGUGGUGUUCAAACCAGGAGAGAUGAUCAAAGAAAUAAGUAUUGGCAUCAUAGAUGACGACAUCUUUGAAGAGGACGAGCACUUCUUUGUGCGUCUCAAUAAUUUGCGUGUCUUGGAGACUGAGGAUGAGGUGUUGUCUCCGAAUAGCCUCCCUUACCCAAAGGCCAUGUUAGGAUUCCCCACUGUGGCCACUGUAACUAUUCUGGAUGACGAUCAUUCUGGGAUCUUCACUUUUGAGAGCGGCUCAGUCCAUGUCAGUGAGAGUAUUGGUAUUAUGGAGAUAAAAGUUUUGAGGACUUCUGGAGCAAGGGGGACUGUCAUUGUGCCUUAUCGCACCUUGGAGGGACUUGCCAAAGGAGGAGGGGAGGACUUUGAAGACACCUAUGGAGAACUUGAGUUCAAAAAUGAUGAGACCUGCAAAUUUAUUCAUGUGAAAAUUAUUGACGAUGAGGAGUAUGAGAAAAACAAGAACUUCUUCCUGGAGCUGGCUGAGCCUCGCAUGGUAGACAUGAGUCUGCAGAAAGAUGUGCCAGACAGGAAACUUACAUCAGACGAGGAGGAAGCCAAGCGGAUCGCAGAGAUGGGAAAACCGGUGCUGGGGGAGCACUCCAAGCUGGAAGUCAUUAUUGAAGAAUCAUACGAGUUUAAGAGUACAGUGGACAAGCUGAUCAAGAAGACUAACCUGGCUUUGGUGGUGGGAACAAACUCCUGGAGAGAGCAAUUCAUGGAGGCCAUUACAGUCAGUGCAGAUGAGGAUGAGGAGGACACGGGGGAAGAACGGCUACCAUCCUGUUUUGACUACGUCAUGCACUUCCUCACUGUCUUCUGGAAGGUCCUGUUUGCUUGCGUUCCUCCCACUGACUACCUGAAUGGCUGGGCCUGUUUCAUCGUCUCCAUCAUCAUCAUCGGCCUGCUCACGGCCGUCAUCGGCGACCUAGCCUCUCACUUCGGGUGCACCAUUGGCCUCAAGGACUCUGUCACUGCUGUGGUUUUUGUUGCUCUCGGCACGUCAGUCCCAGACACCUUUGCCAGUAAGGUAGCAGCUGUCCAGGACACCUACGCGGAUGCCGCCAUAGGGAAUGUGACCGGCAGCAAUGCUGUCAACGUCUUCCUCGGAAUCGGCAUGGCCUGGUCGGUGGCAGCCAUUUACUGGCACAUGAAAGGGAAGCCAUUUGUGGUGGAGGCUGGGUCACUGGCCUUCUCUGUCACUCUUUUCACCAUCUUCGCCUUCCUGGCUGUCUCAGUGCUGCUUUACCGGCGCCGAGCCCACAUUGGAGGAGAACUGGGUGGGCCCAGGGGACAUAGACUGGCUACGUCAGCCUUCUUUUUCAGUCUCUGGUUCCUUUACAUCCUCUUCUCAAGUCUGGAGGCCUACUGUCAUAUAGAGGGCUUCUAAACAUACAGGGGUUCAAAAUCCAACUUAAAAUAGAGGUAAAAUAGUGAAAUUUCACUGUGGAAUUUGCAAAGUCUUGAAUGGUAUGAAACAACUGGAGAGGCAAACCUGGGGCUUUCUUAAACACCUACUUCCCUCUCCCUAACUCCUUCCCUCAACCCCUUCUGUGAGGAUGCUUGGAGGUGUGUAUCCUGCCCUCUAGUGUUGACAGGCCUGACUGAUAUGAGAGCAGCCCUGAGUCAGUGCAAGUGUGCUUACAGCUGGGAUUGGGUUACCACAAACUCCAAAGGAUGCCAAUGCCAAAAGGCGGUCAUGCAUUCCACUGGAAGAGACUGCAGUCUUAUAUCUGGAGAGAGCAGAGUUCAUAAGAAGUCUAUUUUUCUCAACAUCUGACGAGAACGACUUUUUUUAGAAAAAAAAGUAUUUUGGGGAUAAAAACACAAAAAAUAAACGAAACAAAAAAAAAACAUACACACACAAAGAGGGAUCGAAGAACUAUUUUCGGAUUUUAGAAAUAAAAGAUUCUAUAAGAAAUGGAAAUAUGCUGAUGAUAUUGGGAUGGACUCAUAGUAUUUAUUUUUAUUUGCAUAGUUUCCGACAGAGCCCUUCAGAGUUCCCAGAAAUCAUUUAAGAAGACGUCGAGGAGCGACAGUGACAGUUCAUACUGGAAGAUGAAUCCCCAUUCAAACAAGAGCAGAGGGAGAUGUGGACACAGAGAACACGGUCAAACUGCCCUGAACAUUACUUCCUUACUCUAAACGUAUCUAUAUAUAAUAUAUUUCCAUAUGUUCUGUAUAUUUUGAAUAUUUGUUUAAGUGUGGUCACCUUCUGCUCUAACAACAGAGGA
This is a messenger RNA of Melanotaenia boesemani (Boeseman's rainbowfish), 4125 nucleotides long. RefSeq names its product solute carrier family 8 member 3 (gene slc8a3). Gene Ontology annotation, molecular function: calcium:sodium antiporter activity. Gene Ontology annotation, cellular component: sarcolemma; postsynapse; axon. The transcript is spliced from 7 exons. Bases 522 to 3281 code for a protein of 919 amino acids. The record is from RefSeq and is a predicted model, not a curated record. Lineage: Eukaryota; Metazoa; Chordata; Actinopteri; Atheriniformes; Melanotaeniidae. Gene Ontology annotation, biological process: calcium ion import across plasma membrane; cell communication; sodium ion transmembrane transport.